AUGCCGCAACGUCAUCGGCAGACAGCCUCAAGGCACCGCUUCCGCUCCACUCAUCCUCCCGACCGCAUCCAUGCCCCGAAUGCUACGCCUCAUCUGACAGCUUCUCCCACUUCAUUUCUGCAACAAUGCAGCUCGGCACUGCUGGCUAAAGUGUGGUUUCGGCCAGAUUAUGUCCGAAGGUUGGUCGAACUGUCGAGGGGGCAAAGACUGAGCUUGAUUGUUUACACGAUUUGGCCGGGCCUGGGGUCGGGAUCACCGUUUUCCAAACAAACCCGACCUCCCCAACAUACACUUUUGCCCACUUGGUCUCCACACACCGGCCACACCUUGCGGCACAAUCCGAUGUGUGCCCUCCUGGGGGAAGUGGGUGUAAACAAUCGCCGACUGCAGGAAUGA
Messenger RNA from Protopolystoma xenopodis, 396 nucleotides. The record is from the annotation of a GenBank genome assembly. NCBI's taxonomy places the organism in Eukaryota, Metazoa, Platyhelminthes, Monogenea, Polystomatidea, Polystomatidae.